UCAUGCAGAGUGCCUCAAGACAUUUCAAAUCCUCUUGUUCUCUUGGAAGGUUCUUGCUGAUCAAUCUGCCAGUGGCCAAGAGAGGAACUUCAUUAUUAACCUGAAGGAACCAAACACCAAAGACAUGAAAGAGGAAGAACCAGAACCUCAAGGAAUUAAAGAAGAACAGCUUGGACUGUGUAUCUUUCCAGAUGAAAAGCAACUUGUUAAGCAGGAGACAGAAACCUUUGUAGGGUUUUCUGCUUGUGACAAACUAUUUCAAGUUGAACCUGAACUGCAACAGAUGAACGUGACAAAGGAGGAACCAGAACCUGUAGAGAUUAAAGAGGAACAUGGGGAUCUCUGGAGUAAUGAGGAUGAGGAGCAGCUUGUAGUGAAGCAGGAGGCUGGCACCUUUAAGGUGACUCCUCUGGAUUUAAAACAUGACACAAAUGAACCAGAAGAGAAAAUGAACCAACUUGUCAAUGCAGACUCCUCUGAAGGUGAGAAGCAGCAUCAGCAGGAUAAUAAUCACGAAGAGUCAGGAUCAAACACAGAUGUAGAGCUAAAGCGUAAAAAGAGACUAGAGAAAACCAAAGAUCACAGUGAUGGUUCAAAACUAAAAAGACAUAAGACCAAUAAACCUUGUGAAGCAUGUGGUAAAUGUUUCACCAAGUGUAGCUGUUUGACUAAUCAAAUUAGGAAAAAUAGAGGAGAGAAAUCUUUACUGUGUGUGCUUUGUGGAAAAGGUUUCCCCAGACAAAGUCGUUUAAAUAUCCACAUGAGAGCCCACACAGGGGAGAAGCCUUUCUCCUGUCCAACUUGUGCAAAAGGGUUUUCCACUAAAGGUAGCCUGAGUGUUCACAUAAGAAUUCAUACAGGUGAGAAGCCGUACGCUUGUGAAAUGUGUGAUAAAUCUUUCAGCUUGGGUAGUCAUUUAGCUCGUCACAUGAAAACACACACAGGUGAGAAGCCUUUUUCCUGUCAAACAUGUGCAAAACGUUUUACCACUAAAGGUAACCUAAUUAUUCACAUAAGAACGCAUACAGGUGAGAAGCCUUUUCCCUGUCCAACAUGUGCAAAACGUUUUAUCAAUGAAGGUAACCUGAUUAUUCACAUAAGAACUCAUACAGGAGAGAAGCCAUACGCUUGUGAAAUGUGUGAUAAAUCUUUCAGCUUGGGUAGUUAUUUAGCUCGUCACAUGAAAACACAUACAGGGGAGAAGCCUUUUUCUUGUCCAACGUGUGCAAAACGUUUUUCCAAAGAAGGUAACCUGAUUAUUCACAUAAGAACUCAUACGGGCGAGAAACCUUAUCAUUGUAAAGUGUGUGAUAAAUCUUUCAGCUGUGGUAGUAGUCUGGCUCGUCACAUGAGAAUGCACACUAGUGAGAAGCCUUUUUCCUGUCCAACUUGUACAAAAGGUUUUUUCACUAAAUAUAGGUUGAGUAGACACAUAAGAAAUCAUAUGGGCAACAAGCCAUACUCUUGUGAAAUGUGUGAUAAAUCUUUCAGCGCUGGUAGUCAUUUAGCUCGUCACCUGAGAACGCACACAGGUGAGAAGCCUUUUUCCUGUCCAACUUGUGCAAAAGAGUUUUCCUUCAAAUGUAGCCUGAUAAUACACUUAAGAACUCAUACGGGUGAGAAGCCUUAUCAUUGUAAAGUGUGUGAUAAAUCUUUUACUUCCUCUAGUAGUAGGAUUCAACAUAUGAAAACUCACAGAUGAGAAGCUGUAUGCUUCUAAAGCGUGUGCUAAGUCUUCCAGAAACAGUUGUCAUCUGGCUGAUCACAUGCUAACCUACAGGUGAGAAGCCUUUCCUGUGUCUGAUGUGUAGAAAAUGUUUCUUCAAGCAAAGCAAUCCAAGUGUUCACAUGAGAAUUCAUGGUGAUAAGAUGCCUCACUCUUCAGAUACAUAUUAAAUCAAUGACUGUUGUAAAUUAGCUAAACGACGUACAGGUCAGUUUAAUCAUUCACAAGUUCCAACUUCUGCUUAUUCAUGGAUUGAUGGAGAUAUCUACUGAACAACUAUAAAGAAUUUGAUGAUCUUCAUUGGUGUUAUUUAAUCAUUAGAGUGACUGUUAGAUUAUUAGAGUCGGGUUUUAAGAGAUUACAUUUUUGUCUUUCCAUUGUUAAUUUGGAUAAAUGAUUGGGCUCAUGUGACACUAAAAUAUAAAACUGCAUACUCAUAAUUUUAUAGCACAAAAUUAAUUUGAAUUUCAUAGCAGCAUUUAGUUUCUAUGCUCCACUUAUCUGGAACAAACUUCCAGAAAACUGUAAAAGUGCUGAAUU
Fundulus heteroclitus (mummichog) is the source of this 2266-nucleotide messenger RNA. Its product is annotated as gastrula zinc finger protein XlCGF57.1-like. The transcript has 2 exons. Bases 125 to 1702 code for a protein of 525 amino acids. The record is from RefSeq and is a predicted model, not a curated record. Lineage: Eukaryota; Metazoa; Chordata; Actinopteri; Cyprinodontiformes; Fundulidae.